This is a messenger RNA of Pelodiscus sinensis (Chinese soft-shelled turtle), 2211 nucleotides long. NCBI's taxonomy places the organism in Eukaryota, Metazoa, Chordata, Testudines, Trionychidae. The record is from RefSeq and is a predicted model, not a curated record.
GUGUGCAUUGCCUACUGUCAGUUUAACUUGCUUGUGUGCCCAGGCUAGUUGGGCCAGUGAGGGAUGAUGCAGCUGGCAUGGUGAGCUACAUUGGCCUGUUGAUUGUUACAUCAAGCCCUCCUAUGCCAGAAGCAAUCAAAUGCCUGAUGAUUGAUUGUACUAAUCCCACAUGAAUCCUUGGAAGUAUCGGGGGAUGGUGCAAAAGAUUCUAGGGCAACUUGAAGCAGCAGCACUUGAAAGGCAGCGUGCAUAUAUCUGCGAUUAUCUGUUCAAGCUUCUGCUGAUUGGAGACUCCGGUGUGGGGAAGUCCUGCCUCCUGCUGCGAUUUGCUGAUGACACCUACACAGAGAGCUACAUCAGCACCAUUGGGGUGGAUUUCAAAAUACGGACCAUUGAACUGGAUGGCAAAACCAUCAAGCUACAGAUUUGGGAUACUGCCGGUCAGGAGCGGUUCCGGACCAUCACCUCCAGCUACUACAGAGGGGCACAUGGCAUCAUCGUGGUAUAUGAUGUAACGGAUCAGGAGUCGUACAGCAACGUGAAGCAGUGGCUGCAGGAGAUCGAGCGCUAUGCCAGUGAGAAUGUCAACAAGCUGCUGGUGGGCAACAAGUGCGACCUCACCACUAAGAAAGUGGUAGACUACACCACUGCCAAGGAGUUUGCAGACUCCUUGGGCAUCCCCUUCUUGGAGACCAGCGCCAAAAACGCCACCAACGUGGAGCAGUCAUUCAUGACCAUGGCUGCUGAGAUCAAGAAGCGCAUGGGUCCUGGUGCCACUACUGGUGGGGACAGACCCAACCUCAGAAUCGACAGCACUCCAGUCAAACCAGAGGGCAGAAGCUGCUGCUGAGGCCCAGGACUGAAAGAUGGGGUGGGAAGGGGAGGGGACCGUCCAAUCUGGUGCUGUCCAGCACCCUUCUCCUGUGGAGUAGCAACUUUCCCGGAUGAUGCCGUGCAGGUGGACGGGACCUCUGUGGUGGGGUGAUGGUUUGGGUUCUCUGCCUGUGUUUAAUUGCUUACCUUGUUGAGUGUGUGGAGGGGGCAGACCUGCAAGGGGUGCUCUCCCACCCAUGAGAACUUCCCUCUAUGCAGCCUCUGUUGCCUCAGUCCUUGGGCCCAAUGCCUGGCAGGUUUCCUGGCUCCUUCUCAUGGGUUCUUUGAUGCUGCUUCCCUCUUCCUGCUGGGUGCCUAGGGCUGCCCCCAUCUCCACCCCCGCAGCCUCUCCUGCCUACAGCCCCCUUUUCUUUCGUUCCUGAUGUGGGGGUCCUAAGGAUGAGCCUGUCACCAAACUUCUGUCCCUGUGCAAUUAACUUUGAACUAGGGGUGGCUGAAGCUGUUUUGCUGCCUGGUCUCCAGGAUGCAGUGGCUUGUCCCUAGCAAAAUGGAGGUCGGGGCAUAGGCCUCUCUGAGCUGUUCAAGCUACUCUCCAGGGCUGUGGCUCCUGCCUCCACUGUGUUGUCCUUGUUCUGCAUCUCUUCUCAUUCCUCCUUGCCUUCAGGGGCACAGAUUUUUUUAAUUCCCUUUCUGCUGCACCUUGGUCCACCUUCAUCCCCCUGCCUUGCUCUAGGUCGAUAUUGAUACCUCUGCUGCAGAGUGGCUGUGAUGCAGGGUUGGCCCGGAAUGCUGAGCUGAGCUUGAUGCCACUUGUCCCCCUCCGUCCCUUGACCUGGCCCCUCACUUUCCUCACCUAGUCCUGCUGAGGCUAACAGCCCUUCCCAGCCAAGAGGGGGUAGGUGGAUAGCCCUGGGCCGGCCCAUGCCAGGCCCACUGAAUGUAUUCAGAGUAACACAGUGAGGGGCCUUAGAACUGGCCACAGGGGUUGUUUGUAGAGCCUCUUCUCCAGGGCUCAGGGCCCCCAGCACCUCAGCUCUCAAGGGCUAAUGCACUGAGCAGCUGUCUCCUUCCCUCCAGCUGGGAAGUUCUUGCACUUUGUGGGCAAAUGUGGGGGCUGUCCUCUACUGCUCAGCUCACCCCUCUGCAGCAUCAGCCCUUCCCCUCGUGACCUACUCCCAACCCUGGCAAGAAGAAGCUGGGGCCCUGAGCACAUGUCCCUUUACUGUACCUACGCCCCAUUGCCUGGCUCUGCCCCUAUUUAGGGGGAUGGGAGGAGCCAGCUGGAUGGUUCAUUUGUUGGCUCUUUUUUUCCACCAGUGACAUUAUUUAAAAAAAGAAUAAAGGUGAGUGCCUCUGCGGGGAGGCUCCUGUAGCCUG